Rhipicephalus sanguineus (brown dog tick) is the source of this 1812-nucleotide messenger RNA. RefSeq names its product ankyrin repeat and SAM domain-containing protein 3. The record is from RefSeq and is a predicted model, not a curated record. The transcript is spliced from 8 exons. Gene Ontology annotation, cellular component: cytoplasm. Gene Ontology annotation, molecular function: protein binding. Lineage: Eukaryota; Metazoa; Arthropoda; Arachnida; Ixodida; Ixodidae. Bases 551 to 1339 code for a protein of 262 amino acids.
CGAAAGUAAGAGAGAGAGUUUCUUUAACUGGCCCACGGAAUAAGCACUGCGUCAGUGCGUUUUAAUAGAUAUUGGAGACUCUUAUGGUUGCAGCAUAGUUCUGUGGUUGCGGCAACCAGAAGGAAACGUCGGUGCUCGGAAAGGUUCUCCCUGUUCGUGUGCCGCGGUGUUUGCAUUGGUCACGUCGGCUGUAGCUGCUACGGCAGAAGCGUCACUUGCUCGGUGUGAACUUGUGCCGUCAUCGCAAAUGUCGCUGGACGUGACCACCCUGCCGACGUGGAUGUCAGCGAGCGAGUUGGAAAGUGCUGCUUCGUUCGAUGUCCACACUGCGGCAACUUUCGGCCACGCGUCGCGCGUGCGAGAGCUCUUGAACACGAGGCAAGUUCUGACAGCCUCUUCGUGUGACAUGACCCGCCGGUCGGCAUGACACUUGACGCGAGUUUGCGCGCCGCUAGCGCUCAAGUUAAGCGCUUGAAUGGUCACAUAUUAGCUGCGCACAAAACAAAGGAGAGAUGUGGACGCGCCGAAUCGUGGCGGCUGGACGCCCCUGAUGCAUGCUGCCUGUUCCGGCCAGCGGGACACGCUGCGGCUGCUGCUGGAGCUAGGCGCCAAUGUUAACCUGCGCGGUGGGGGGCACGAACGCACGGCCACCACAGUUGCGGCCAUGUAUGGACGUCAUCGGUGCAUUGCCCUUCUUCACCAGUAUGGCGCCGACCUUGAGCUGAGGGACUGCGAAGACCGCACGGCUCUCUUCCAUGCCGCUGCUUUGGGCCACGCUGCGGUGGUGCAACUGCUGGUCGAUCUGGGGGCCAACAUCAACUGCGAAGAACACUUCAGUGGGCACAGUCCCUUAAGCAUAGCCACUGACCAAAACCACGAGAGUGUGGUGGAGAUCCUCCUGAAUGCAGGCUCAAGGUUCGCAUGUACCACAACAAAUGGAAGCAGUUUUCACCCUUUACAACCAAGCAAUAUUUCCAAAACAUCACCUUGUGGUCGUGCCAGGAGGUCACAAGAGGUUGAGAGUCUGGUUCGUCGUUGUGCCAAUUUAGCUGUGGAAGGAACGUCACCACGUCCUAAUCUGAACCUGCCUCCGAAAUCGGCUGUCCACAACCUCGCCGACCUCCUUGCUCACCUCGGCCUGUCCAAGUAUGCACCCAUGUUGGAGGCUCAGGGCAUUGACCUCGACCAGUUCCUGACAUUUGGCGAUGCCGAACUCGAGCAGGCAGGCAUUCGCCUUAUUGGCCCUAAAAGGAAAAUGGCCAUUGCGAUUUCCUGCUGGAAUGAACGGGAACGCCAGCAGGUGGAACACAAGGGCACAGCGCAGGAGCACUUGCGAUGACUCAUCUUUAUUGCAGUGUCAAUUUGUAGUUCCUGCACUUUAAAGCACCUUGCCAGAAAGUUUGCUUAUUCGCUUGAAGUUAUGUGAGGAGUGCUGAAUAGAGAGUCUGUUUCUGCAAACAUUUUUCGGAUGUGUUGAGUAGUAUUGAAGACAAUGUGAAUGAAGUGUUGUGAGAGAGGUGAGAAAUGUCCACGAUAGCAUCCACCGUAGUUAGUUUCCUACAUUGUGUUGAUCGAUGCCUUUUUUUUCCACUCACGCCAGAGGCCAGAGUUCGUUAGCCCUCCUCUCUUGCUCUUUAGUCCACGCUGUACAGGAUAUAUUCCCAGUGGUAGACUAGUGCAUACAUUUCACGAGAAUCCUUGUAUUGCUUGUGUUGAUGUUUACUGUUAGUGUGCUACUAGGGAGCCUGUGGUGUGGCAGGCAAAAUUUGUAAUGUCGCCUCAGUUUGCAAUGAAGUGGUGUUUGAAUUUUCA